AUGGAGGCAAAACUAACUGCCUAUAGAGAUCGAAAGCGAAGACGAGCCAUGGUUGAAUCAAUGAAAAAUUCUGUACGUGGCGUUCUGACCUGGGGAAAGACGGAUACCACAGUAAUUACCGAAACUCCGCCGCCAGCAUAUGUCGAACUUGAGGAUAGGGAGGACAUAGAGAGUAUCCAGUCGGAGGAAAGUCUGGACUUGUCACCGUCGCAGAAUCCAGUUGUAACACAGGUUACUUACCUGCUGUACUUUCUUCUGUGGGCAACCCUCUACAUGAUUGCACUUCAGUUCGAAUUUGGUGCCGUCUACUUCAUCCUGUCUUCUUUAGUUCUGAUAUGGAAAAAUACGCGAUCUGGUCCAAAGAAGAAGGGGGAAAUUAGCGCAUAUUCGGUAUUUAAUCCGAACUGCGAAGCUAUCGAUGGGACUUUAAAGGCUGAGCAAUUCGAAAGAGAAAUCAGGUUUGGAGCCUCGAGCAUACGAUGAAUUGUUAUUACACAAGAAAACGUUCUCGACAAAUGUCAUGAACACAAAGUUGCGGACUUUUGCUAUUCUCUCUGUACACACAAAAUAUUUACCAAGCAGAGAAUAAUAGAAUAUGGAAAAAUGA
Molecule: messenger RNA, 607 nt
Organism: Athalia rosae (coleseed sawfly)
Lineage: Eukaryota; Metazoa; Arthropoda; Insecta; Hymenoptera; Athaliidae
Gene: Saysd1
Product: SAYSvFN domain-containing protein 1
Exons: 2
Coding region: 1-483 (160 amino acids)
Source: RefSeq, a predicted model, not a curated record